AAUUAACCGGCGUCAUGUAUUGCGGUGGCGACGACCUGAACGCGGUCGUGUGCGAUGUCGGGUGCCUGCGCGCGCGCAUGGGAUAUGCUGGGGAAGACGACGCGCGGUACAUCAGCACCUCGUCAAAUGACACAAACGGUAUCAUGACGCUCGAAGGCGCAGUGGCCUCCUUUGACUCGCUGGAAACGUCGUUGGACGAAGGGUUUGUACGCCUCGGGGUCGAAUCCACGCGGCAGCAUCCGAUCCUGUGGAGCGAGAACAGCUUCCAAACCCUGCUGGAUCAACAAAAUACGUCAAGCAAGAGCGACAGGGAAGCGAUCGCCGAGCUCUUCUUUGAAAAGUACGACGCGCCGGCCUACUUUGUGUCCAAGUCGGCUGUGUUGACGUGUUUUGCCAAUGGCCGGAGCACAGGCAUGGUUGUCGAGAUGGGGCACGGCAACACCGCGGUCGUACCAGUAAACGAGGGAUACGUCGUGGGUCAGCAUGCUGUGCGUCACUCCGAUGUUGGCGGUCAUGGACUGGACGAAUUUCUUCAUGGCCGCGUCCUGGAGAAACUCGAAUGCUCCCGCAAGGCCCCGCUUUCUCCCACCAACCCCAUGAAUUCGUCGCUCUCGCCAAAGCAGUCGUCGGCGUCUGUAUCGUGGGCCACGAUCCGCGAACUCAAAGAGUCGAUUUGCCGCACGUCUGAAUCCCACUUCGAUGAAAAGGCAAACGCCAAUAUUCCCCACAUGCCUUUUGAACUCCCCGACGGCACGCAGAUCUCGCUCGGCGUCGAGCGUUUCUCAGCUGCAGAGCACUUGUUCCACCACAACGACCCCGCCAGCGCGCCGUCCAGCGGGCGAGGCAUCUUCCUCCCUGAGAUCGUGCUGGACGCCGCGUCGAAAGGCGAUGCCGACUCGAAGAAAGAGUAUUUACAGAACAUCCUCGUGGGAGGCGGAUCGUCUUGCUUCGAAUCGUUUCCGACGCGACUGGAGCGCGAAAUCGCCGCGAUGCUGCCAAGUGCCAAAAUCAAGGUCUUGGCGCCACCACCAAACGAGCGCAAGCUCAGCGCGUUCCUCGGCGGGUCCAUCGUCGCCUCGCUUGGCUCGUUCCACGAGAUGUGGAUUUCGAAGACCGAAUAUGCAGAACACGGCGCCAAUCUCGUCCAAAAAAAGUGUCCGUAGUAGCGAACCGAUACAUCCUACACACUUUGAAACAUCCGAGGCGUCAGUGGCUGGCACAGGAGGUCGCCGUAAGAGUCACCAGUGGACACCCAGGCGACUUCUCGUCGACUCGACGUUGCCGGGAGUGCUGGUAACUACCGUGUGUAUCACGAGCACAUAAUCCACACAUCAUGAAGUUGAGUUUGAUGAAUUUCGCAUUGUCGGACGACUCGUCUGCGGACGAAUCGGUCGUUUCUGCUCAAGCUCGCAUGGCCGACACAUUGGAAAGGUCAUGGCUGGCCAGGAUCGUGCAAGUGCAGUCGCUGGCGGACACCACACGCUGUCGAGAUCAAUCCACGCGAUCCACGACCUCGCCCCACCGAACCACGUUGAAGCAUCACAGACCGUGCAUUGAUCUGUGCGGCAAC
Aphanomyces invadans is the source of this 1570-nucleotide messenger RNA. RefSeq lists its product as hypothetical. Gene Ontology annotation, molecular function: chromatin binding. Gene Ontology annotation, cellular component: NuA4 histone acetyltransferase complex; SWI/SNF complex. Gene Ontology annotation, biological process: regulation of transcription by RNA polymerase II. The coding region runs from base 15 to 1163 and encodes 382 amino acids. The record is from RefSeq and is a predicted model, not a curated record. The transcript has a single exon. Lineage: Eukaryota; Oomycota; Saprolegniomycetes; Saprolegniales; Verrucalvaceae.